CUCCGCCCCACCCGCCUCGCCUUCGCGAGUGCUAUUGGUCCGGCUCAGCACGUGACACACCGCUCCCCGCCCCCGCCUUAACGCGGGAAAGGUUGGAAGAACGACUGAGCAAGUUGGUUCGCCCUGGGAACGUGGUGCUCCCCAAGCUUAGCGUCGCUUCCCAGGAGUGUUCUCCCGCAGUCCGCCUAGUGUCCUUAGGCCAGUGGGAAGCCCUGGGCCUGCGCGGUGUCUCGGGGAGCCCGAGGGCGGGCGGCGCCGAGCGCCAGCCUCUCAGACUGUCCCAAAGUUUGCUGCGCGCCGCCGCGUACCGGUACAGCCGCAGUUCUAGAGCUGGAAUCACCGUGCCUCUUCUUUUAACGACUGCAGGCCUAGGAAGCGGAACGCACCGAAAGGGGCGGGGUGUCAAAUUCUGUGCAGGCAAUACUGCUCUUAGGCAGUAUGCCAGACAUAGCCAGCACUGGGAGAAAUCGUCCUCUAACUGUUCUGUGUACUUGGAUAGAAUGCCUUCAGAAAUCUUGCUGAAGAUAUUUUCCUACUUGGAUGCUGUGAGCCUGCUGUGUAUUGGCUGUGUGAACAGGCGAUUUUAUCAUUUGGCCAAUGACAAUUUUAUUUGGGUCAGAAUCUACUCAAUGGCAUUUUCACCUAAAAGAUCUAAUUGGAAAGUUAAUUCAGUGGAGGAGACAGCUGUGUCUGUGAGCUUACUGUCAGUUGAGGAUAAAGAAGCUGGAUAUUGGAAGAAAACUUAUAUUACAGAACAAAUAACAUCUGUGAAAGCAGCACUAGCUCAGAUUCUCAAACCUGUCAACGCUUACACAGGCCUUCCUGUGAAAAUCAAAGAGGCCCUCAGAAUAUCUGGCUUAGGCUGGGCAAUUAUAUUGAAAGAAAAGAAUGGAAGAGAAUAUAUCAUGUCACAUGUUGAUCUUUCUUUGAAUGAUACAUCUAUUACUGUUGUGUGGUAUGACAAAAAUUGGCCAUGUUUAGCUACAUUGUCAACCUUGAAUUUGUAUGGUAUGACACCACUUUUUAUGGACCGGUAUAAAGACUCUGCCAAAAAUGGACCUCGAUGGCAUUCUUUAAUUGCAAAGUAUGAUUUGAGUCAUUUGACUGAAUCCACCAUGAUUGGCUGUGACAGACUUGUUCGGAUCUUCAGCCUAAACCCUGGUCUCGUGGUAGGGGUGUGGAAGAAGGAGGAAGAACUGGCUUUUGUCAUGGCAAAUCUUCAUUUCCAUCACCUUGUGGAGAGGAGCACAUUAGGCUCUGCUGCUGUCCCCUAUGAGCUGCCUCCUCAUGUUCCCUUCCUGGAUGACAAUCCAGAGUAUGGACUGCACGGCUACCAGCUCCACGUUGACAUGCAUGGUGGUGGAGUUUUCUUCCUGUGUGGUACAUUUCGCAAUCUCUUCACCAUGAAAGGAUGCAUUGAAGAUGGAUAUGUGAAGCUGACUGUGAUAAAUUUUAAAAAUAGCAGAGAACAUCUUCCUCUUAUUGGAAAAGUUGGCCUUACUUGGAGAACUAAUAUUUUUGAUGCCUUUGUAGAGAGUUGUGCUGUCAUGGAUGUGACUCUUCUGGAUGAGCACAGGAAGCCCUUUUGGUGCUUGAGCUCUGCAGUCCACAUGAGGCCUGCUGCCUGCCCCUCAGAUGGACCUCAUUUCUUAGGACAGACAUACUAUGUCGACUACACAGAUGCAGAAGGAAGAGUGCAUGCAGAACUGGUGUGGAUUGAAGAGACAGAAGAAUAUUUCAUUGUCAACCUGGUCCUUUACCUCAGUGUAGCAAAAAUAAACCACUGGUUUGGAACAAGAUACUAAACAGUAGGUGGCAAAGUGUUGUUGCUGGUUAGAUGUUUGUUUUUGACUAACAGCUUUGUUCUUGGUAUUGAAAGUUAAAUAAAGCAUAUCUAUAGUA
Chinchilla lanigera (long-tailed chinchilla) is the source of this 1902-nucleotide messenger RNA. It is a transcript of the gene Fbxo15, whose product is annotated as F-box protein 15. Gene Ontology annotation, molecular function: protein binding. The record is from RefSeq and is a predicted model, not a curated record. The transcript is spliced from 10 exons. Lineage: Eukaryota; Metazoa; Chordata; Mammalia; Rodentia; Chinchillidae. Bases 501 to 1805 code for a protein of 434 amino acids.